Molecule: messenger RNA, 2295 nt
Organism: Rodentolepis nana
Lineage: Eukaryota; Metazoa; Platyhelminthes; Cestoda; Cyclophyllidea; Hymenolepididae
Source: the annotation of a GenBank genome assembly
AUGAAAUUCUUCCCUGACAAUGACCUGAAUGCCCCAGUUGCAUUUUGCGUACGAACAUAUGUGGAUUUUGACGGUCUUUUGAACGGAAUCGAUGCCCCGAUACCAACAAGAGUGAUCUCGUUUUCAGCAAAGGAGUUCAUUCAGGUGAAACGUCGCUUCGACCAGAAUUGGUGGAUAGGUCGAUUAGUGAGAGAGGAUGCCCCAAUUGGAUUUAUUCCAAGUCCGACUAAGUUGGAGACAUUGAGGCAUUCCAUGCAGACCAAUCUGUCCCAACUUCUUCUCUCCGAGGCUUUGAAUGUGGCUGCUUCUACUGGAAAUACCACAGCUGGUGGGAAAUCAGGCUCAAUUUCCGGGACUGCCGGAUCUGCCACGCACUCCUCUGGCAAAGGAGGGGCUUGGCCAGCAUCCUUAGUCAAUGAAAGCGCACCUUCCGCAAACGAAAAGCACGUUUUCUUUGGAAAUGGCAUUUCUAAAACAAACGAACCUGCUAUCCCAAAUCUUGGUGUCACGUUACCUGACAUGGAACCGGAGAAAACAGCGGUUCAAGCAGUUCCGACUCUGGCUUCUACUCUUCCAGCUACACCAAAGAAGAAGCCAUUCUUUAGAAAGGGUUAUACCGGUCCACCGUACGAGUUAGUUCCAAAUGUACGUCCAGUUGUUGUCGUAGGGCCAGCACUUAAGGGCUAUGAAGUGACAGAUAUGAUGCAAAAGGCCCUUUUCGAUUCUCUCAAGCGGUAUUUUGAAGGCCGUCUCAUCGUAACCCGGGCACAAACUGAUGUCUCAGGGUGGAAGAGAUUGAAUGUUCUGUUGAAUAUGGACAAGAAGGCCCUCACCGAUAGAACCCGGGGUCGUCAAAUGAUCACAGCUCUUGAAGUUCAACGUGAAGUAGAGAGAAUAUUUGAUCUCGCGACCUCGAUGCAGCUGUUGGUUUUGGAUAAUGAGACAAUCAAUCAUCCACACCAGAUAGCUAAAUCAUCAUUAGCUCCAAUCAUGGUAUACAUUAAAAUCUCCAGUAUUCGUGUCCUUCAACGACUAAUAAAAAAUCGCGGCAAAUCACAAAAGAAGCAACUCAAUCAUCAGGUUGCGGCAGCUGAAAAAUUACUUCAGUGCGCUGAGGAGAGUUUUGACGUGGUUUUGGAGCAGAAUAAUUUGGAAGGAGCUACGGAGGCGCUGGCUAACUAUUUGGAAUCUUAUCUCAGGGCAAUCCACUUUAGUGGAACCGGGGAUAAGCAGCUCUCACCUCCACCAUCACAUACUGCACCAAAGAUUAAUGAAAACAAAGCCCUUCCACCAAUGAUCCCCGGUAGGCCGGGUCUAAACAUUGCUUUCGCUGCCGCUGGUUCAGCUGGUUUUCAAUUGCAAGAAUUAACUUGUCUCGCUGGCGACCGCCACGCAAUUCACUCCAGUGCCUUGGGAGAAGAAGGUGAGGGCUCCGGUGAAGGGGGAGAAGAGGGUGAAAACACAAAGAAAGAAGGCGAAGAAGGUGCAGGCGAUGCAGAAGACAAAGAAAAGAAAGCCGAAGGAGAUGCAACCGCUGGUGAGACUGCUGGUGAAUCUGGUGAUGCCAAGAAGAAAGACAGAACGGAUGGAGAAAUUGGCGAGAUGUCUUCGAAGCAAAAGAAUGCCCGAUCAGGAAGAGAAGGUAAACGUGAAGGUGGUAUUCUCAAACUCGGUGCUGGUAAAAAACAUCAGAAGCAGGCGCUGGCACAAAUUAUCCCCGAUAGAGCGCAUGCAAUUGCACUGGCUGAAGCGGUGGUCAAAAAUGCAAAUGCGGCAGCUGCUGCAGCUGCAGCGAAUAAAUUGGAAGUACCUGGAGGAGCUACUGUUGGUCUUCAUCAAUCUCAUCUGGCAGCGCAUAUCUACGCAAGUCGAUCCUCACGCCAAGCUAAACAGCGACAGGAGGAGAUUGAGAAUGCUCGGCGCCAAUCAGAAGAGGCUGCUCGAGCUGCAGCAGAAGCAAAAGCAUUAAACGGUGCUCAGCGGCAAGAGAAGCGUCGGCAACGUCGUCUCCAACUUGCUCAACAAGCUGCUGCGGCCGCUGCUGCACAUCAAAGGAAUACCUCACCCAUAACUCGAAGUCAAAGUGGAAUGGUCAAAUUCGGAGGCGAUAGUGAGCGGGGUCCGAUGUUACUUGGUCAAGGAUUCCGCGCCUCGCUUAAACCUCCUCCCGAUGAUGAGGAAUCGCAGAGUGCUCCCGGAAGCAACUUAAGGCGAAAUACUUCAAGUGCGGCGACAAAUGGAGCUCCCAAGUUCAAAAAACCCAUACCUUUAAUUAUUCAUCCUCCAGAAACUUAA